This is a messenger RNA of Procambarus clarkii (red swamp crayfish), 1503 nucleotides long. RefSeq lists its product as uncharacterized. Lineage: Eukaryota; Metazoa; Arthropoda; Malacostraca; Decapoda; Cambaridae. The record is from RefSeq and is a predicted model, not a curated record.
CAGGAGUGCAGUGAGUGAACUCUCGACCUACCAAUGAUGUCCGUCCUCAGCAUAGCAAGUCUAGCGCUUCUGCUGGCCUUUUCGGCGGCAGAAAAAGUCGAUGAAGCCGUCAAAGUCGAUGUUUCGGAUGAAAUAGAAUCUGCAGGGACCUCACUUGGUCUCGGAAACUCCAUUGGAUUCGGCGGAUUUGGCGGAGGCUUUGGACUCGAUUCCGGUGAAAUCGGGAUUGGGAGCUCUAUUGGAUUAGGCCAUGGCCUUGGAGGAGGACUCAUUGGAGGAGGAGGAGGGCUUGGACACGGAGGAGGAGGCCUGAUAGGAGGAGGAGGGUUCGGACACGGAGGCGGUCUUGGAGGCGGCAUCAUCAGCGGUGGACACGGAGGCGGUCUUGGAGGCGGCAUCAUCAGCGGCGGACACGGAGGUGGCAUCAUCAGCGGCGGUCACGGAGGCGGUCUUGGAGGCGGCAUCAUCAGCGGCGGACACGGAGGCGGCAUCAUCAGCGGCGGUCACGGAGGCGGUCUUGGAGGCGGCAUCAUCAGCGGCGGUCACGGAGGUGGUCUUGGAGGUGGCAUCAUCAGCGGCGGACACGGAGGCGGCAUCAUCAGCGGCGGUCACGGAGGCGGUCUUGGAGGCGGCAUCAUCAGCGGCGGUCACGGAGGCGGUCUUGGAGGCGGCAUCAUCAGCGGCGGUCACGGAGGCGGUCUUGGAGGUGGCAUCAUCAGCGGUGGUCUUGGAGGCCUCGGUGGUGAUAGCAUUGAAGUAGGAAUUGGAGGUGGACUCGGAGGUGGACUCGGAGGUGGACUCGGAGGCGGACUCGGAGUUGGAGGCGGACUCGGAGUUGGCGGCGGACUCGGAGGCGGACUCGGAGUUGGAGGCGGUAUUGGAGGUGGACUCGGGGGUCUUUACGGCCAACCAUACUACAAGGGUUCUCUCUACCACGGUCUCUACCCCAAUGAAUACGUGACAGGCAUCUCCUCCGGGUACCUGGUAGAUGCGUACUACAACGUAGAUGGCAGCUACGGCGCCGCUAAUGGCUUCCCUCUCUACUCCCUGGGUGCUGGCUUCUCUACCCUCAACGGAAAGCUCGGUGGCCAUGGGCACCACACACUCAGUCUUGGAGGGAUCAGUGGUGGUGGUCUUGGAGGCGGUGUAGGCCUUGGAGGUGGUGUCGGCCUUGGCGGUGGUAUCGGAGGCAUUGGUGGAGGUUUCGGUGGCAUCGGUGGAGAUAUCGGUGGAGGUUUCGACGGCGGUGUCGGACUUGGCGGUGGUGUCGGACUUGGCGGCGGCGUUGGGUCCCUCAGCGGUUCUUACGGCGUUCCGAAGGUCAGCGUCAGUUACGGCCCUCCAAUCAGCAAAAAAUUCUGAGCACCGGGACUUGGUGCAAGAGCAGGUCCUAAGAGAGUCAACGAGAUAACGAUUAGUUUAUAUGUAUAUUUAAGUCCAGUUACAAGUAUAUUCUUUAUUUUUGUGUAUAAUUUAUUCCAUAAUAAAUAUGUUGUUAAUUAA